Cynoglossus semilaevis (tongue sole) is the source of this 8078-nucleotide messenger RNA. It is a transcript of the gene adcy8, whose product is annotated as adenylate cyclase 8 (brain). NCBI's taxonomy places the organism in Eukaryota, Metazoa, Chordata, Actinopteri, Pleuronectiformes, Cynoglossidae. Gene Ontology annotation, biological process: adenylate cyclase-activating G protein-coupled receptor signaling pathway; cAMP biosynthetic process; intracellular signal transduction. Gene Ontology annotation, cellular component: plasma membrane. Gene Ontology annotation, molecular function: adenylate cyclase activity. The record is from RefSeq and is a predicted model, not a curated record. The transcript has 17 exons. Bases 402 to 3953 code for a protein of 1183 amino acids.
CCCGCUCGCAUGGGCCGCUCGCUGCCGCGUCUCUCCGCGGCGGCAGCCUGAUGCCGCGGGCAGCAGGAGCACAGUGGUCACAGGCGCCGCCGCUCGGUGACUGUUUCUCUUUGGCGCGGACACGUGGCGGUGAUGAAGACGAUGAAGACGGUGAUGCUCUGUGGUUAACCCGGGAGAUGUUCCACCACAGCAACAUCUUCUUUCUGCAUGACUAUGACCUCCUGCCGCGCCGCGCCGCGCUGCCUGCAGCAGCCCGACAGAGGAUGACGACGCGCCUGCCGUUCGAUGCGCAAAACGAAGACGGCGACGGGAGGAAACGCUGCUGAGUUAAAGUGAGUAGAGGAGCGAGAGGAGCCGGAGGAGGAGGAGGAGAAGAAGGACAAGUGUCAUAAGGUGCGGUAAUGGAGCUGUCGGAGGUGCGGUGUUCGAGCGCCAGCGAGGAGCUCUACACCAUCAACAAGACCCCGAGCAGCAGCAGCAGCAGCAGCAGCAGCGACAACGCACGACCCAAGCGGCUGCUCUGGCAGAACGCGGUGCGGCACAUCACCGAGCAGCGCUUCAUCCACGAGCAGGAAGCAGUAGCAGCAGGAGGAGCAGGAGGAGGAGGAGGAGGAGGCGUGAAGGGCAUCGGAUCGGACGAGUCUUACGACCCGAGCCAGGGCGCGCGUAAGCAGUCUGCGGGUCGGACGUCAGUCGGGGGGGAGCGGCACAACAACGGCGGCACCAAAGUGUUUCCGGAGCGCGGGGGCAGCGGCGGUGACCUGGGCUUUCUCCAGCUGGACUGUGCUCCGACCAACUCGGACUUCUUCCUGAACUGGGGCUACACCUAUCGCGGGGUCAUCUUCCCCACGCUGCGCAACGCCUUCAAGUCACGUGACCUGGAGCGUCUGUACCAGCGCUACUUCCUGGGCCAGCGGCGGAAGUCGGUGGUGGUGAUGAACAUCCUGGACGUGGUGACGAAGCUGACGCUGCUGGUGCUGCACCUGACGCUGGCCUCCGCCCCCAUGGACCCCAUCAAGGGCACGCUGCUGGGCUUUUUCACAGGCAUUGAGGUGGUGAUCUGCGCCCUGGUGGUGGUGCGAAAAGACACCACGUCACACGGGUACCUGCAGUACAGCGGCGCCGUCACCUGGGUGGCCAUGGCCACGCAGAUCCUGGCUGCCGGUCUGGGCUACGGGCUGCUGGGCGAUGGCGUGGGCUACGUCCUCUUCACGCUCUUCGCCACCUACAGCAUGCUGCCGCUGCCCCUCACCUGGGCCAUCAUGGCUGGACUUUUCACGGCAGGGCUCCACCUGCUGGUGCAGCUGCUCAUUUCCCAGAAUGCAAGGCUGUCCACCAAUCAGGUGGCAGCCCAGGCCAUGCUCUUCAUGUGUAUGAACACCGCCGGCAUCUUCAUCAGUUACCUGUCGGACCGCGCACAGCGCCAGGCCUUCCUGGAGACGCGGCGUUGCAUCGAGGCUCGCCUCAGGCUGGAGACAGAAAACCAGAGACAGGAACGACUCGUGCUGUCUGUCCUCCCACGCUUUGUGGUUCUGGAGAUGAUCAACGACAUGACCAACGUGGAGGACGAACACCUGCAGCAUCAGUUCCACAGAAUCUACAUCCAUCGCUACGAGAACGUCAGCAUUCUUUUCGCAGAUGUUAAAGGCUUCACCAACCUGUCCACGACGCUGUCGGCUCAGGAGCUGGUCAGGAUGUUGAACGAACUCUUCGCACGCUUUGAUCGCCUCGCACAUGAGCAUCACUGUCUGAGGAUAAAGAUUCUGGGUGACUGUUAUUACUGUGUGUCUGGACUUCCUGAGCCCAGACCGGACCACGCCCACUGCUGUGUGGAGAUGGGCCUCAGUAUGAUCAAGGCCAUAAGAUACGUACGAUCGCGCACCAAACAUGACAUCGACAUGCGAAUCGGGAUCCACUCUGGCUCGGUUCUGUGUGGAGUACUGGGUCUCAGGAAGUGGCAGUUUGAUGUCUGGUCCUGGGAUGUGGACAUCGCCAACAAACUGGAGUCAGGAGGAAUUCCAGGGAGGAUCCACAUCUCCAAGGCAGCACUGGACUGUUUGAACGGCGACUACCAGGUGGAGGAAGGACAUGGGAAGGACCGUAACGACUUCCUGCGGCGUCACAACAUUGAGACGUUCCUGAUCAAGCAGCCAGAGGACAGUCUACUGACACUACCAGAAGACAUCAUGAAGGAGGCCAGCGGCACGGCCGACCGCUGUGCCGGCAGCGCCACCUUCAACGAGGCCUCAUGGAAUCCAGAACUGCCCUUUGACAACAUCAUGGGGAAGCACAACUACUCCCAGAUGAGGGACGAGGUCUUCAAGUCCAACCUGGUGUGUGCCUUCAUUGUCCUGGUCUUUAUCACCAUCAUCCAGAGUCUGCUGCCGUCUGCCAGGAUGUUGACGAUGCUGAUCCAGUUCUCUGUCCUCAUCCUCCUCCACUCCGCCCUGGUCCUGGUCACCACAGCCGAGGACUACAAGUGUCUGCCUCUGGUCCUGAGGAAAACCUGCUGCUGGAUCAACGAAACCUACACGGCCCGCAACGUAAUCAUCUUCCUCUCCAUCCUGAUCAACUUCCUGUCAGCCAUGAUCAACAUUCUGUGGUGCGACUUUGACAAGUCCAGCAACUUCAGGAACCAGACCUUCAACGAGUCAUCGACCAUCCCUGACGUCUGCUUCUACCCAGAGUACUUUGUGUUCACCGGUGUCCUGGCCAUGGUGACCUGUGCCGUGUUCCUGCGGCUGAACUCCGUGCUGAAGUUAGCCGUGCUGCUGGUGAUGAUCGCCGUCUACUCCCUGCUGACCGAGGCGUUCUACACGUCACUGUUUGUCCGUUACGACAACGUCCACCACAACACAGAGAACUUCCUGGGAACUAAAGAAACCUCUCUGCUCCUCAUGGCCAUGUUCCUGCUCGCGGUCUUCUACCACGGACAGCAGCUGGAGUACACCGCUCGACUAGACUUCCUGUGGCGCGUUCAGGCCAAGGAGGAAAUAAACGAGAUGAAGGAGCUGCGAGAACACAACGAGAACAUGCUGAGGAACAUCCUGCCCAGUCACGUGGCUCGACACUUCUUGGAGAAGGACCGCGAUAACGAAGAGCUGUACUCACAGUCGUACGACGCUGUGGGCGUCAUGUUCGCCUCCAUACCAGGAUUCGCAGACUUCUACUCACAGACGGAGAUGAACAACCAGGGCGUGGAGUGUUUGAGGCUCCUCAACGAAAUCAUCGCCGACUUCGAUGAGUUGCUGGGUGAGGACCGUUUCCAGGACAUCGAGAAGAUCAAGACCAUCGGCAGCACCUACAUGGCCGUGUCUGGUCUGUCGCCUGAGAAACAGCAGUGUGAAGAUAAAUGGGGUCACUUGUGUGAGCUGGCAGACUUCGCCAUCGCCCUCAACGAAAGCAUACAGGAAAUCAACAAACACUCCUUUAACAACUUUGAGCUGAGGAUCGGCAUGGCUCACGGCUCCGUGGUCGCAGGUGUGAUAGGAGCCAAAAAGCCCCAGUACGACAUCUGGGGGAAGACGGUGAAUCUGGCCAGUCGAAUGGACAGCACAGGAGUGAGCGGAAAGAUCCAGGUCCCUGAAGAAACCUACCUGAUCCUCAAGGAGCGCGGCUUUGCCUUCGAGUAUCGUGGGGAGAUCUACGUAAAGGGAAUCAGCGAACAGGAGGGCAAAAUCCGCACGCACUUCCUGCUGGGACGUGUGCAACCGAACCCGCUUAUCCUGCAGCCACGAAAAAUCACCGGGCAGUACUCGCUGGCCGCCGUGGUGCUCGGUCUGGUGCAGUCCCUCAACCGACAGAAGCAGAAGCAGAUCCUUAACGAGAACAACAACUCGGGGAUAAUGAAGGGCCACCACCACUACAACCGCAGGACGUUGUUAGCACCCGGUUGCUCCGAAGUCGGAGCGGGACAUCACACGGAAGUAGGUGAUAAGACUGAGCUGUCCUGAUCCUGUUCUGGAUGGUGUGUCCAGGGUUACCACAGAUGUUCUUCAGCUCAGAGGAACGGCUCAACGAUAACAUUUAGACACAAUUCAAACUGGUCCAACACUCGUCACCAGGUUCCCGUGGAGACAUCUUGAUCUAAAACAACGGCCAUUUUUCAAGCAAGAUCAGCAAUGAGGACAGUACCUUGUCCUGUAUCAGAACUUGCUCAAUGUUCUAUGACGUUCAGUGAUGAAAGCCUGAUCCAGCAGACAGGAGGGGGGGUUGGGACUUAAACGCCUCCCCACAAAAACAAGUUUGAGUUGUAGUAAAAAAAAAAAAAUGACAAAAAAAAAAACAAAAAAAACAAUCCAGGUCCUCCAGGACUCCUGAGGAUCUCCCAUUGUGUCAGUGAUGUCAGAGUGUCAAGGUGUUGAAGAAGACCAAGAACUCAACAAGUCUGUGAAGCUGUUAAAUGACUGUCCUUGUUUUAGGUUCUGCAUUUGUCGUGUGACCCGUCAGAACACAAGACAGGGAGUAUCACACCCCCUGUUUAAGGACACUACAGUCUUCCCACUGGGGGUGGUUGUCCCCCCCUCUGCCCCCGCCCCCUUCCUUUGUGAUCGUCAGAUUGGUUAGGAUGAUGGAAGGUUCAGUACUGCCGUGUUUCCUGUAGCACUAAUGAGCGGCUUCCUGAUGGAAAACAAUCAUGUUAUUCCCAAAACAUUCCAGGACUAUCUUAUAGCACCUGUGUGGACUGGAAGCUGGGUUUGGUUCUCCAAGGACACUGCAGGUAUACAUGCACUGAAACUGCAGAUCCCAGGUCCGCAGGGUUGUAGUCAUUUUUAAGUCAAUCAAAUGUGAAAUAAGCACAAACUCUCUCAUGUUGUCAACUGCUUCUUUAAACAUCAGGUCCACCACUAGUCCCUCGGCGUUCCAUGAAAUCCCCCCCGGAAAAAACUGAACUAGACCGCAAUAGAACCUGAAGGAGUCCAGUUUGAGUUUAUCUGCCCAAAACCCAAGAUAGUCUUUGCUAAAUGCCAAACUGCCAACUGAUUAGCUGUUAAAAUCCAAUCUUAAAACUCCCGAAGGUAAAACUCAAAGAACCCAGGUCUUCACGUUGACACCACACACCGACUGUGGUCCUGAUUAAGUAGUGAAGUUCUACAGAAUCUGAACAUUUUCCCCCAGGGUAAUGGGGUAGUUGAACCUCUGCUGCUGAACACUCACGAGCUUCUCACUCAUUUUAACACCAACAAACAUGUUCAGGUAUCUUCAAAGCUGAAGUACGUCACAAACUAUCUAUUUACAGGUUGUUGGGUUUUUUUUAGGAAAAGUGAGGAUGUACAUCCUCACUUUUCCUAAAAAAAAAACCCGUCAGCAGAGACUGUACCAGGGAAGAAAGAAAUACUGAGCAACAGGAAAAGUAACCACCACAAGCUAGGAUUCAUGGAUGUGAACAACAGCAGGUUCUGUUGACACCAGGACACGCACAGUCAGUGUUAAAGGGAAAACAGGGGCUGAUUUUUGUUAUUUUACAAUAACAGCUUCAGAAGUUAAAGGGAUCAUUCAGUUGGAAAACUAAAGCAAACUAAAGAAAAUAUGCCCUCCCAUACAAACAAAAACAUUCAAAAAAACAAGUAACAUUGAAUUUUUAAAAGUCUACCACAAAUUGGCAAAUCUCAUAUUUAAUUUCUUCUCUAUUAUUUUUCACUCAAAAUUAUUUUACAGGUUGAAAACUAGCAACAAUUUGUAACUGUGCACAAACUGAACACAGGGGGCAGCGCAGGGGGAAGCAGUGAACGAGCAGUUCCUCUGUAAACUGUAAACUUACGAUAGCUAAUAUUUAAAGAGGCACAAACACAUUUCAAUGUCACAAUUGACUAAAAUGUUCUCCAUUCAGGUUCAACUGCACCAAUUAAAUUAUCCCCAAAUUCUGGCUUUGUUCCUACAGUACGCGCCGUCAAGAACAAACGCGGGAGGCCUGUGUUUGUCGUCAUCAGCCGAGUGCUGUUCCAUACAUGAGACUGUUCCCCUUGAUCUUUUUCGUACUUCCCACUCAUAUUUGUGCUGCAGCCCCACAUCCUUGUCCACUGUCCAUCUUUGUUUUGUAUUUAUUUUAUAUCUGACAAUAAAAAGGGUGUAUUUUUGUUUUUAAAAAAGAAAACAAUAAUCGUGUGAUUGUCAUCAUUUAUGGUUUGACCAACUAUUACAUAGCAACGUAUCGUACCAAAUAUGAUGAAUGUGGUUUCAGGAUAAACUUUUGUUAUCUUUUCUGACACAGCAAUAAUUUGGUAAUGUCUUUGUUAAAAUUACUUGAACUUUUUAUUACUUUUUUUUAUUAUUAUUAUUUUUCUUAUACUGAAAAGUAUAAUAUUCUACUACUGCAAUAAAAUGUAAACACAAGUGGAAAAAAGAGCAAUGCAGCGAAGUUCAAAUAAACUAUUAAAGAAAUGUAUAUAAUAUCAUGUAAAUAAAAUGUCAAAACAUACAAUAUACUGCAUAAAUAUAAUGCAAAUGACGCUAGCAGCAGUUAUCGUGACUAAUAAUACUUAAAAAGGUUUUAGGCCAAAAUAUAUUUGCUCAUGUUCAAGUACCAUAUAUGUCAAUAUAAGUUAAGACAUAAUUUAAAUCUGGCCACAUCAUUCAGAUGCUGACGUUCGCAUCAUCAUCAUACAGCUCGAAAGUUACGAUAUUCGCUAACGUUCACUUCUUAAAGUCUUAAAGUAUUUCAACGUAAUUUGUUUACUGACUAGUGAGGUUCAAAAAUGUAAAUGAUUGACGUACUCACGGAAGAAAGUUGAAAAUGUGGAUUACGUCGAGUGCUAAUAGAGUAACUUGUUUCCCUCCAACAAGGAAACUCAACACUAUGUCAGGUUUACUGAUAAUAUCUGUCGAAACUACUACUUCUAAAUACAUUUGACAUGAAAAAAAAACGAAAAAUAAUUUGUCGUGAAAAAUUCAGACAUGUAAUAGCAAAACGGAAAUGGUAAAAAUAUGGCUCUAAAAAAUGCAUUGCUAGUACAAGUGCAUGCUAAUUCGCGUUAGCUCGCUAUUUCAUAUCGACGAACUUGAUUUGAAGUAUAUUGUGUCAAGUCAAGCACCGUUGUGCGCACCCUGUGUAAUAAUUAAAUACUUUACACUCCGAUGUUGGGUCACUUACGUGGUCACAAACGCAUUCCGUAGUGUUUUUGGUUAUUUUUCUUCAAGGAUUUUGGACAAGUCAGGUUGUUUGUAUGAACAACAUUAGGACCCGCCCACACCGUGAGGGGUUGACUCAAAGCGUGCCUAAUUAAAAUGUCUGUAUAACAGCUCGUCCAACCUGCAAAUGACGAAAGAAUAAAAUUAUUUUUCUUGUUCUUGAUAAUUAAGUCAGAAAAUAACGUGUUUUUACUUAGCAAUGGAGGCGGAUGUUAAUUAAAAAAUCUGUACUACAUGUAUUAUUUACUUUACUAAAUAUAUAUAUAUAUAAUUAUUUUCCUGCGGAUUGUUGCCCGUCAAUGUACUGUAUCUAUUCUUUAAAAUCCCAUCAAGUUUUGUAAAAGAUAAAGAAGAUAAAAAUGUGUCUCAGUGCAUGUAUGUGUGCAGUCGCAGCAGCUUCUCUCUGUUUCCAGGCAAAGAGUCUAAAAGCAGCCAAUCACAAUGAAGCUGGAAGAAACCUGAACCAAUGGAGUGUUGGGGAAUGUUUCAGCCACGAGUACUGAAGUGCAGGAGUGUGUGAGGACACUACCGUCGUCUAAACCAGUUUAAUAUUCAGAUAAAAAAUAGAUAAUUAAUAGAACAAUUCACGUCUUCAUCAAAUUUACUAAUGUCGGCAACUGUGGAUGUUUUUGUGAAGAUGAGGUCACGUGGUCAGUUUUAAUAUAUAUGUAUAUGUGCACAGCUACAAACACUGACCUCAGCUGUUGAGUCUGUGGGGGUUUGAGUCAAAUGGUUUUAUUAAGAGAGCACUUUAUCUCGGAGUUUCCAUUUUUCACAUUUUAUUUCUGUUGCACCAUUAACAACUACGUAUAAUUCCAAAUGUGGGUACAUUUUUAACAUUAGGCUGAGUGGUGGUGUAGAAACAUGGGAUGGAAGUGACAGUAGCUGCCAUGAAUCAAGACUGAAAAUUGUCAUCAUUAAUUUUUUUUUGUCCCAAACAGUUGUGGCUA